Grosmannia clavigera kw1407 is the source of this 660-nucleotide messenger RNA. Its product is annotated as rab GTPase. The record is from RefSeq and is a predicted model, not a curated record. Bases 1 to 660 code for a protein of 219 amino acids. Gene Ontology annotation, molecular function: GTPase activity; GTP binding. The transcript is spliced from 4 exons. Lineage: Eukaryota; Fungi; Ascomycota; Sordariomycetes; Ophiostomatales; Ophiostomataceae.
AUGGCAGCUCGAGGUCCUGCCGGUGCGCGCGGCCUGAGCAACCGGUUUGCCCAGUUCAAGCUGGUCCUGCUGGGUGAAUCUGCAGUUGGAAAGAGCUCCAUUGUCCUCCGCUUCGUCAAGGACCAGUUCGACUCGUACCGGGAAUCCACCAUCGGCGCCGCCUUCCUGACCCAGACCAUUUCGCUCGACGAGACCACGACGGUCAAGUUUGAGAUCUGGGAUACGGCCGGCCAGGAGCGGUACAAGUCUCUGGCACCCAUGUACUACCGAAAUGCAAACUGCGCCGUCGUUGUGUACGACAUUACACAAGCCUCCUCCCUCGACAAGGCCAAGGCCUGGGUCAAGGAGCUCCAGCGCCAGGCCAACGAGAAUAUCAUUAUCGCGCUGGCCGGAAACAAGCUCGACCUGGUAACGGAGCAGCCGGACAAGCGGGCAAUUCCCGAGGCUGAGGCUGAGGCCUACGCAAAGGAGGCCGGCCUGCUCUUCUUUGAGACGUCAGCCAAGACGGCCGAGAAUGUCACGGAGCUGUUCACGGCGAUAGCAAAGAAGCUGCCGCUCGACCAGGCCGGUCCCGGACGUGCGCGGCCAGGCCAGCGACCGGGCGUCACCCUGGCCCCCGAGGGCGCCAACACGCAGUCUGCUGGUGCGUGUGCCUGCUAA